Molecule: messenger RNA, 2850 nt
Organism: Cheilinus undulatus (humphead wrasse)
Lineage: Eukaryota; Metazoa; Chordata; Actinopteri; Labriformes; Labridae
Gene: dhx32b
Product: DEAH (Asp-Glu-Ala-His) box polypeptide 32b
Exons: 12
Coding region: 233-2620 (795 amino acids)
Cellular component (GO): spliceosomal complex; intracellular anatomical structure
Molecular function (GO): RNA binding
Source: RefSeq, a predicted model, not a curated record
CCGGACUAAAACAGGUGUGUACAAGUACCGUCUGGAAAUAGUUGCAGCGCAACAUUUGGGCUCAAUGCGAACAAAAAUGUUCGGUUUUGUACAGCUUGUGUCUAAUAUCUGAGCCAGUCCCCAUUGUAAACAGCAGACCCCUGUGAGCGUCUGCCCAUCUAUGUCUGUUCUUACAUCUGUGUGGGUGUGAGUCAUCUGUUGAUGACUGCACUUCUAUGGGAUUAGUGGCCACAUGACAACACUGGGCUGGCCGCCUGGCGAGCCUUUCAUUUGGCUUCACUGGCAGAGGAGCAGUGUGUCUGUCCAACAGUUUACUGAGAGCUGGAGAUUUGCACUCUUCAAUUUCUGUGGAUCUGUAAAUGAAGUCUCAACCAUACGGACUGGGAGCUCAGUGGAGAUGGCGCAGGACACCACCAGCUUAACUGAAGAGGACUUUUUUGAGGGGGCAUCAGCCUGCUGCUCAGCUUCGGAGGGUUUGACUCAGGGAGACAAAGAAUAUGAUGACAUUUUGGAGCUUAAUCAGUUUGAUGGACUGCCAUAUUCCUCCAGGUUUUACAACUUGCUCAGAGAAAGAAAAGAGCUGCCAGUGUGGAAGGCAAAAUCUGAAUUCAUGGACACUUUGGCCAAAGGACAGUUCGUUGUUGUCAGUGGCUCUGCUGAAACUGGGAGGAGUUCUCAAAUUCCUCAGUGGUGUGCUGAAUUCUGCCUGUCAGUCCAGUUCCAGCACGGCAUGGUGGUUUGUACCCAGAUUCACUCACAGCAGGCAGUGGAUCUGGCCUUAAGAGUGGCUGACGAGAUGGAUGUCAACAUCGGCCAUGAGGUCGGCUACAGCAUCCCUUUGGAAACAUGUUUUGCCAACGAUACAGUCCUCAGGUUCUGCACAGAUGACAUGCUCCUGAGAGAGAUGAUGUCAGACCCUUUGCUCGAGCGCUACGGUGUGGUGGUCGUGGACCAGGCUCACCAGAGGACUGUAGCCACAGAUGUUCUCCAGGGUCUGCUGAAAGACAUUGCCCUGCAGAGACCAGAGCUACGUGUGGUCCUCCUCACUGCUGCUGAACCCAGCCCCAAGCAGCUGAAACACUUCACCGGGUCUGCGGUUCCUCUGAUUCACCUGGAGAGCCCGGGUGCUGGUGAGGUGGUGUACAGCAGCACAGGUGACGGCUACUUCUGUGCCGCUCUUCGUCUGGUGCUUGAGAUCCACCAUUCUGGAGAAGAUGGGGAUGUGGUUGUGUUCCUGGUGACGGCACAGGAAAUAAAUUUGGCUCAUGACAUCCUGUGUCACGAGGGGCACGGAUUACCUGCUGUUCUGGGGGAGCUCCUGCCUGUUGCUCUGCAUCCUGGCCAGUCUGGGAGUCUACCGAUCCAAGGGGAGGAGGAUACCUGCCGUAGUCGUAGAGUAUUCCUCACAUCCAGCCCAAAUGAGGACUUUUUCUGGGCUGUUAACUCAAUAAGCUUUGUCAUAGAUGCAGGACUUGAGAAAAGAUAUGUUUACAACCCCAGGAUCAGGACAAACUCAGUCAUCAUUCAGCCGAUCAGCUCAGGUCAGGCUCAGAGCCGCAGACAGCUGGCAGGUCCUACAGGGAAGUGUUUUUGUCUUUACCCGGGGGACAGACAGCUUCCUGCUGAGAUCCGCCCUCAUAUUGUAGAGUCUGACAUCACAUCGACGGUGCUCUUCUUGAAGAGGAUGGAGAUCGCUGGACUGCGUCAGUGUGACUUCAUGGACAGACCAGAUCCCGAAGGUCUCAUGCAGGCGUUGGAGGAGCUGGACUACCUGGCAGCUCUGGAUAAUGAUGGAAAUCUGUCUGAGAUGGGCAUCAUCAUGUCAGAGUUCCCCCUGGAGCCUCAGAUGGCCAAAACUCUGCUCGCCUCCUGUGAGUUUGACUGUGUCAGCGAGGUGGUCAUCAUAGCCGCCAUGCUAACAGCACCAACUUGUUUCCUGGUUCCCUCUGUUGACCUGAAGCCAGAGGCAGCACAGUGCCAUAUGAAGUUCCAGCACCCAGAGGGCGACCACUUCACCCUGAUCAAUAUCUUCAAAGCCUUUAAACAUUGCCAGGAAGAUCCAUACUGUGAUGUGAAGAAGUGGUGUCAAGAUUUCUAUCUGAACCACUCGGCUUUGCUAAUGGCUGACGCUCUUCGCACUGAGCUCUCAGACACUCUGAAGAGGAUUGAGCUGCCUGUCUCAGUUCCUGCUUUUGGUUCACGCAGCAACACCCUCAACAUUAAGAGAGCUCUGCUGGCAGGUUUCUUCAUGCAGGUGGCUCGGGACGUUGAUGGAUCUGGGAAUUACUUUAUUUUAACCCAUAAGCACGUAGCAUCCAUCCAUCCUCUGUCAGGAUACGGAGCAAAGAGUCCUAAACUGGGCCUGCCGGAGUGGGUGCUGUUCCACGAGCACUCGUUCUCUGAGGACAACUGCCUCCGCACCGUAUCUCACAUCACAGCAAGCCAGUUCAUUGAGAUGGCACCACAGUAUUUUUUCUACAAUCUUCCAACUAGUGAGAGCAAAGACAUUCUCCAAAACAUUUUAACGCAUGGAGCAGCUCGGUACCAAGAGGAGGAACAUCCAACCUCUAAAGAAGAACCACGGGAGGAGCAGACAUACGACCGCUGUGUCAUUCAGUGACUGACUGAACCAUUGUUUCAGUGGUACUCAUGAAGCAAAAAUUCAAAAUAGCACAUAGUCUGGAUAGUUGCACAGCUUAUCCAUUUAUCCAUUCAUUUUUUAACCAGCUCGUCCCUUCCAUCUGUUGCCCAUUAUCCCUCAGUUUUAGUAUUACAACAUGUCUUGUGUUUAUAUUCGUUAAAAGUGCACUAUUGUAUAAAAAUAAACAGUUACUGUUGUUCUAAUGUUAA